Molecule: messenger RNA, 7955 nt
Organism: Scomber scombrus (Atlantic mackerel)
Lineage: Eukaryota; Metazoa; Chordata; Actinopteri; Scombriformes; Scombridae
Product: nucleoprotein TPR-like
Exons: 55
Coding region: 95-7621 (2508 amino acids)
Biological process (GO): protein import into nucleus; mRNA export from nucleus
Cellular component (GO): nuclear pore
Molecular function (GO): structural constituent of nuclear pore
Source: RefSeq, a predicted model, not a curated record
UCAGCGGUUUAGUGAACAGGACAGAGACUCAGCACAUUAUUUCCCCAUAGUUUGGAGUUCAUUCACUGUAAUUUUUCGGGGGUGCUAGUCGGAGAUGGCGGCCGUCCUGCUGCAGGCUCUGGAGCGGACGGAGUUGAACAAACUCCCGAAAGGCGCUCAGAACAAGCUGGAGAAGUUUGUGACGGAGCUACAGAGCGCUAACGAGGCGCUCAGGACUCAGCAUGAGCGCUACAAAGCAGACAGCGAGCAACAGUACUUUGACAUCGAGAAGAGACUGGCAGAGAGUCAGGAACAGUUCCUGUCUUCCACCAGAGACCUGCAGACACUCAAAGAGGAACAGAAAAAAAUCAAUGAAGAGCUGACCACACUGAAGGGAAUAGAGGGAGAAACGUCUGAAGAUAAACCAACACAGCAGCAAACCAAGACCAAGUAUGAGAUCGAGGCAGAGAAGCGAGAGCUGGCGAGGCUGCUGGAGAAGAGAACGCAUGAGGUGGAGAACCUGACAGAGGAUGUGAAGCGUCUCAAUGAGAAGCUGACAGAGACCAACAAAGUCAAGAGGGAGCUGAUGUUACAACUAGAUGGAAUCCAGUCAACAGAGACCUCUGUACAGCACCGGGAGAAGCGUAUGGAGCAGGAGAAAGAGCUGCUGGAGAAGAAAAUCGAGUGGUUAACCACAGAACUGAAGACCAAGACUGAAGAAGUGCUCAACUCCAACAGAGACAAAGGCAAAGAGAUAUUGGAGCUGCAGGGUAGCCUGAAGAACAGCAAGGAGCAGGUGAACAGACUGGAAAGUCAGCUGACCUCUCUGAAGGUAACCAGUGAAAGCCAGAGUAAAAGAGCUGCAGACCUCAACAACAAACUCAAACAGGCUAAUGACGAGCGGGCCGCCAUGGAGGAGAAAUACCGCAAUGAACUCAACGCUCACGUCAAGUUGUCUUCACUCUACAAGGGGCAAGCAGCAGACAUGGAUACUAAGAACCAAGAACUGAACAGAGCAGUGGAAGAGCUCAGCAAGCUGGUUAAAAGCAGCGGGGAAGCCAACAAGGUGCUGGAGAAGAAGGUGUCAGAAGGAGAAGAAGUAAAGAAACGCAUCGAGGCAGAGCUCAAAGAGAAGAUCAAGAAGAUGGAGAAAGAGCUGGAAAACUCUACAACCAAGGCUGCUGGCAAACACUGCUGUGUCCCCUCUCUCACUGAGGAGCAGCUGGACUCCAUGUGUCCUUCAGCAGCCGCCAUCGCUGCCAUCGUCAAACCUGGGAUGAAGUUCUUUGACAUGUAUAAUGCGUAUUCAGAGUGUCAGACUCAGCUUCAGCUGGAGAAGCAGGAGACCAGGAGAGUGAGCACGGUGCUGGAUGAGAUCGUCCAGGAGGUGGAGUCCAAAGCGCCCGUCCUCAAACGUCAGCGGGAGGAGUACGAGAGCAUGCAGAGAUCCAUGGCAUCGCUGUGUAACAAACUGGAGCAGGCUAGAACGGAGAUCUACAGUUUGCAGAAAGAGAAAGAGGAGAUCAAGCAACGCAGUGAUGCCGUGGAGAGAGAAAAAGUGAGGACAGAGAGACAGCUGGAGGAUACAUCUACACAGGUGUGCAAUCUCCUGGUGGAGGUGGAGGAAGCCAGAGGUAACCGGGUGAGCAAGGGCGACGGCAGCUCCGCCGACAUCUCCAGCACCACCGAGGUCAACAGCUCACGCCAGCUGUCCUUCCGCAGCGUGGAGGAGCUCCAGAGGCAGAACCAAAGCCUGCUGGGAAGGCUGAGGGAGGUGGAGGAGGAGAACGACAGACGGCAGAACCAAGUAACAUCAGCACGUGUGUCCGAGUUGGAGGCCAGUGUGGAUAAACUUCAGAAGGAGGUGGAGCAGCUGAGAGAGCACAGGAACCAGCAGAAACAGCUGGCCGACUCCAACGCCAGACAGAGAGACAUGUUCAAGGCUCUGCUGACUCAGAGCACCGGCUUCAAUCUGCCUCCUCAAGGUCCAGAUUCUUCCUCUCAACCUGCACAAGUUCGUCCCUCAGUCCCAGCCACUCGCUCCACUCCUCAGAGAGCUGCUGCUGCUGAAUCUGCUCAGACUGCUCAGACUAAAGCUGCUUUAAAACAGUUGAACGAUGCCUUCACUCUGUAUAAGAAAGAGAAGGCAGAGAACGACAGAAUGUUGAACGACACCAAUGACAGGCUGCAGAGGCAGCUGACAGAGCUGCGCUCAAGCCACGCCAAACUCACCUCUCAACUGGAGUUCAGCAACAAGAGGUAUGAGAUGCUGCAGGAUAAUGUAACAGCCUACCGUAGAGAGAUCUCCGCACUGCAGGACAGGAACCAAAAAAUGGGUGCGACGGCCCAACGACACGAGCACAUCAUCCACACAAUGAGCCAAGACCUGAGACAAGCUAACGAAAAACUGGCUCUGGAAGAGGUGCGCGUGGAGAACCUGACUAAAGAGCGAGAUAUUUUAAGACAAGCAGAGAGUCGACUCAAUCGAGAGAAGGAAGCAAUGCUGGCCGAGCAACGUAACCAGAACCUGCUUCUCACCAACUUCAAGUCAAUACAGUUGACUAUAGAGCGCACAGAGACGGACACUCGCCAGCGACUGAACAACAAGAUAGAGCAUCUGGAGGCAGAGCUGGCUUCAAUGAAGACCAAACUGGAGCAGGAAGUAGCACAGAGGCACACGCUCGGACGCACGAUGGAUGCCCAGCUGUUAGAAGCCAAGAAACAGCUGGAGACUCAGAACACCUUGUACCAGAAGACCAGGGACUUGUUGCGUAGUUCUGAGCAGCAGGUGACUAUGCUGAGAAACCAGCUGGCCUCUGCUUCAUCCUCUGAGGCUGUCACCACCUCCAGCAAUGCCGCCACCCCGGCAACCAGAGCGGCAGGCCUCAGAGCACCAUUCAGAGGCGCAGUACGCUCUCCAGCUACAGCAGCCUCCCAGCAGUCCAGCCAAUCAGAGCAGGAAGUGGCAGAGGUGAAAGCUCUCCUGCGUGCUGCUGAGGAACAGAACAACGAACUAAAAGAGCAGCUAAAGAAUGCUAAUGCUGGCGUAGAGCAGUACAAAUCUGUGGUACUGACUAUGGAAGACAGUGUGAAGAAAGAGAAAGAGUCCCGCUCCCAUCUGGAGAUCCGGCUAAAGGAGUCGGAUGAGGUGCAGAAGCAGCUGGAGAAGAGGAUAUUAGAGGUGGAGAAAAAGAAGCAGCAAGAGCAAGAAGAGAACAGGAAGUCUGUGGACGCAGUGGAGAAACAAGUGUGUGAGCUGCAGCGCACACUGAAGUCCAGCCAAGCAGAGCAGCAGGAGGCUCUGGAGAGAGCUGCUGCUGCUGUUACACUGGAGCAGAAAGCUAUACAGGACAGCCUGCUGCAGACUAAACUAGCCGGAGAGGCUCAGGCUAAGUACGAGCGGGAGCUCAUGCUGCACGCUGCUGACGUGGAGGCCCUGCAGGAGCUGAAGAAAAGAUCCCAACAGGAAGCAACACAGAAGAGAGAACUGGAGGAGCAACUAAACAAAACCACCUCCCUCAUGCUGGAGAAGACUGCUGCCUGGAACGCCAUGGAGAGACAGCUGAAGGAUGAUUUGUCCAGUAAGAAUCGUCGCUCCGAUGAGCUGGGGACACAGAACAAUCUCCUGCACCGGCAGAUGGACGAAAUGGCCUCUAAGAGUCGUCAGCAACAACAACAACAGCACCAGCACCAGCUUGAUCUGUCAUUCAGCGAGGAGGGAAAGACCACUGAACAGAUACUAGAAAUCCUCAGGUUUGUGCGGAGAGAGAAGGAGAUCGCCAUGGCUCAAUGUGAUGCGUCAGAGGGAGAAGCUCUGCGCUACAAGCAGCGAGUUGAACACCAAGACAGAGAGCUGAAGGAUCUGCAGGAAGCUGUGAACGCUGAGAGGGAGAAGAUGCAGGUCACAGUGAAGACUCUGGCCCAGCAAGAAGAGCAGCUGAAGAAGAUGGAGAGUAUCAACUCUCUCCAAGAAAACAACAAGAUGCUGAAAAUGGACCGAAAUAAACUGGAGCAGGAGCUGCAGCAAGCUCAGGCUAAACUGACCAAGCUGCAGUCAGACAUCAGCCCACUGCAUCACUCUUUAUCUCAGCUGUCAGAGAAGAAUGGCUCCCUGCAGGCUGAUAAGAGGAUUCUGGAGGAGGACCUGAAACGCUGCAGAGCUAGAGUGCAGCAACUGGUGAGCCAGCAAAAAGACGGAGAUGUUGAAGAGAGGCAGAAAGUCAACACUGAGAGAGAAGCUCAGCAGAGACGCAUCACACAGCUGAUUGAGGAGACAGCUAAGCUAAAGACUGAACUGGCCAGAUCCAACGCCAGCAGUAACUCAGCCCAGUCUCAGCUGCAAGCCUUCAGAGACUCUGUGGCCCGUCUGACGUCAGAGAGGGACUCUGCGAAAAAAGAACUGGAAACAAAGACUAGCGACAUCCUCGAGAAGAACAAGACCAUCACCCAGGUGAAGAAGAUCGGACGCCGCUACAAGACCCAGUACGAGGAGCUCAAAGUCCAGCAUGACAAGCUGGUGGAGGAAACAGCAGCUAAAGCUGGAAGCGAGGCAGGUUCGAGUCAGGAAGUGCAGCAGGAGCUCACUAAAGCCCAGGAGGAGCUCAAAAAGGCCAAAGAGGAGCUGACCUCACUGAAAGAGGAGGUGCAGAAAAAACAGGAGGAGGCUCAGAAGUCCCGGCAGGAGUCGGAGGAGGCCCAGAAGGAAAUCCAACAGAACAAGGACAAGUCUCAGGAGGUUCAAAAUCAGCUGACACAGAACCAGAACCAGCUGACACAGGUGCAGUCCCAGCUGUCCCAGGCACAGACUCAACUUCAACAGAGCCAAAAAGAGCAUCAGCAGGCCAAGACCCACACCCAGCAGGUACAGAACCAGUUGAAAUCAGCUCAGUCUCAAGCUCAGGCCCGUCAGAACCAGAUCCAGCAGAUCCAGAGGGAGCUCCAGCAGGCCAAAGAAUCCCUCCAGCAGAACCUGGCUAGUCAGAAAGAGCUACAGCAGACACAACAAAGCAGUCAGCAGAGCCACAACCAGGAGGUGACCAACCUCAAGACUGCUCUGAGCACAGCAGACAACAAGGUGACUGAAGUCCAAAGCCAACUGGACAACCUGCAGAAGACGGUUGCCGAGCGUGAAGCAGACGUCAAGCGUCUGCAGGAGCAGCUGAACGAAGCAAACCAGGCCAACGAAGCGAGCCGAGCCUCGCAGAGCUCCCAGUCUAUCCAGGCCAGCGACGCUAACCUUGCUAGUGCUAACCAGGCACAACAAGAGGAGCUGUCCAAACUCAGACAAGAGCUGUUGGACUGCAAGAACAGAGAGGAGCAUCUCAGACAGCAGAUGGCUGACAAAGAGGAAAAAACUAAGAAGGCCUUCAUGGGAGCCAAGACCAAAAUCAACCAACUCAACGCUGCCAAGGUGCAGCUCAGUCAGGAGGUGGAAGAACUGAAACAGAGUAAGGAGGACAUGGAGGCGAGGAUGAACGCUCUGAAGUCUCAGUAUGAAGGAAGACUACUUCGACUGGACAGAGAACUCCGAGAACUGAGAGAGACGCAGACGCACCCUGACUCCAGAGAAGAACCACAGGACCAGAGUGGAUCUAAGGUGGCUGAUCAGGCUAGAUCUGCAGACCAGAGACAGAUAUCUUUAAAGAGUCCAGCCCAGGACAGAGGAAGCUCCAGCCUGUCCGAGCCUCCCACCGCCAACAUCCGCCCCACCACGAGUACUCCAUCUCCCAGCAACAAGCCGAGCCCCUCCCAAGGCAGCAAGACCACGCCCCGCGCCAGUAUCCGACCUAUGGUUACCCCGGCGACCAUGCCCAUGCCGACACCCACCGCCACCGUCAUGCCGACCACGCAGACCGACAGCCAAGAGGGAGCCUCUGUUCACUCCACCAGCACCAGUCUGGUGAACACAGCCUCAUCAAUAACUCAACCAACCAGCACUCAGACCACAGCAUUUGUUCAGCCCACCCAGCAGCAGGCAACCAAUCAGGACGCAAGCUCCAGCGUGGAGCCAGAGCGACCAUCUACAUCCUCCUCUCUGAUUGGACCAGCAGGUUCAAAGAGAAACAGAGAGGAUGAAGAGGAGGAAGAGGACAACAGACCAGAGAGUUCACACACCCCUCCAACUUCCAAAAAGCUUCGACUAAGACCAACAAUGACACCACAGUUGGAGGGUGAUGAGGAGAUGGAUGAAGAGCUCGGGGAUGAAGGAGAGAGACAGGAUUCUCCUGAUGACAGCCAGGAGCUCCCUGAGGAGAGUUUUCCUGUCUUGAAUGAAGGGGACGACAUCGAUGACGAAGGUGUGUCCCAGUCCGUCCCCUCUGAUCAGAUGUCCUUCCAGGGCUCCUCUAUGAUCAGAGACGUCAUCGUGAUCGACACGGACAGCGAGAGCCGCGAGAGCAAAGAGGGGGAGGAGAAGCAGGAGGAUGAUGAGGAAGAGGAGGAGGAGGAAGAAGAAGAAGAGGAGGAGGAGGAGGAGUAUAAGGAGGAAGAGGAUGAUGAUGAAGACGAGGACGAUGCAGGUGACAGCGGGAUGAGGGGAGGAGAGGAGAGCAAUGAGGGGAGCAGGGAGGCUGAAGAUGAAGGAGCGGAGGAGGAGGAGCCAUCAGAAGGCACCAGCGCCGAGGAGAACGUAUGUGGAGCGUCUUCAGAUUCUCAGCGUCCCUCUGAGCCGUCACACAGUGAAGGCAGCAACAGCGCCACGUCAGAGUCCGACCCCCCCAGAGACCCCGUACAUCUCCCCCCUACUUCCUCCCCUUCCUCUUCCUCACUCACACCCCGCCUGCCCCAACCCCGUAGGCCCCCACACCCCCUCCCUCCACGACUCUACAUCCAGCCUCCAGCUCAAGAACUGGGACCCCCACACACACAGAGACAAUCCUCUCAGCUGCGCCGACCAUCAACAGGACUUCAGCGUGGUGGACUUCAACUAACUCCAGGAAUAGGCAGUAAUCAACAUUUCUUCGAUGAUGACGACAGGAUGGUUCCCAGCACUCCCACUCUGGUGGUCCCACACAGAACUGAUGGCUUCGCUGAGGCUAUACACUCUCCUCAGGUUGCAGGUCUGUCCACCAGGUUCAGGUUUGGACCUCCAGAAGAUCUGAUGAGUCAGUCAUCAGGCUCACACUCUGACCUGGGACAGCUGGCUUCUCAAGGAGGUCUGGGUAUGUAUGAGUCUCCUCUGUUCCUGGCUGCUCAUGAUGAGGAUGGAGGAGGAAGAAGUGUCCCCACUACACCUUUACAAGUGGCUGCACCAGUGACGGUCUUCACAGAGUCUCUGCCCUCAGACAGCGCUGACAACAUGGCAUCCCAGUCCGUUCCCAUGGUAACCGCCUCCACCGGGAUGGCCUCGGCUGCAGACGACGGAGAUGAGGUGUUCAUUGAGCAGGAAGGAGACGGCCCUGGUAUUGAGUCUUCAUUGGACAGCCAGGCAGACAUGGAGUCAGCAGGACAGCAGAGUGAUGAUGCAUCACUUCCAUCCACCAGCCAAGUCCCUGACACCAGCAGUCAGCGGCGCAGUCAGCCUCUGAUCAGCAGCCUGUCAGGCAGAGGAAGCAGAGGGAGAGGAGACGCCAGGACGUUACUCAGCCGCAGAGGAAACUUUACUCGAGGAAGAGGAGCCAUGGGCAGAGGGAGCCUCCUUUAGUGAUCCUGUCACCAGCACUAAAUCUGUCAUCUUAUCCAACAAUGAAACACAAAAACAACGCUCUGCUCCGCUCUCACAUUAUUUUUGUUGCAUUUGGAGACACUGGUAUCCAUAGAUUUGCCGCCCAUUUAGAAUCAAUAACCACACUAUAACAGGAUAGAUAUGAGAGCUUUGUAUGUGUGUGAUAUUUCCUCUGAGUGUUUUAGUUCUGUUUGAUCAUUUUUUUUGUUUCACAUGUACUCAUGAGAGCAGUAUUGCUUUUGUAAUUUUGUUAGUGUCUGUAUUGCUCUGUCAUUGGGCUGUUAAUACACCUGUUUUAAUAAUAAAGUCAAAU